Molecule: messenger RNA, 1066 nt
Organism: Cladocopium goreaui
Lineage: Eukaryota; Dinophyceae; Suessiales; Symbiodiniaceae
Source: the annotation of a GenBank genome assembly
GCCACCAUCGCGGCUCCAGCUACUCCGCGAUGGCGCUGGCGAAACGCUACUUCAGGGCGGAAAACACGGGACGGGCGGGGCUGUCCAGCAGCGUGUGCAAUGGCCAGGCCUACCUCUUUGGCGGCCACGAUGGGCAGAAGCCCCUGAAGACGGUUCAGAGCUUCACUCCUGAGGAUAGCAGUGGCAACUGGAAGGACGUGCCCAAUAUGUUGGCGCGACGCAGCUAUUGCAGUGCCUCUGAGCUGGAGGGCAAGAUCUACGUGGUAGGAGGCAGUGCCGAUGGUCGCACCUUAAACACCUUCGAGGUCCUGGAUCCGCUCAGUGGUCAGUGGGACCAGUGGUUCACCAAGCCACCCAUGGGCGUGAAGCGCACCAUGCACGCAGCUGCGGUUGCGGAAGGUCGGCUCUACGUGGCCGGAGGCUUCGACGGCAUCCGGGACCUGGCCUCUGCGGAGGUCUAUGAUCCCAGUAACUCCUGGAGCGGCAGCAUGGACCCUAUGGCCGUGGCGCGGUCCUAUCACGUCAUGGCCUCCAGUGGUGGCAACGUCUACGCCAUUGGAGGUCAGGAACGACAGGUGAAGGAUGAGAGUCGGCCACGCGCCCAUCGAAGCAUGGAGGUUUUUGAGCUCUACUGCGAGAGGUGGCUGCCGAUGCCUCCUAUGGCGGUUGGGCGCAUUGGUCCGGCCUGCAGUGUCUUCCCCAACGACCAGGGCGAGGAGUUGAUCUAUGUCACUGGGGGGUCGGACGGCAUGGAUGUGUUGACCUCCAUGGAAGUCUUCAACACCAAGAAGCAGAGCUGGGAGGAGCUGCCCUCCAUGAGUAUUCCACGGGUGGGCCACGCCUCCUUCGCGCUGGCUGGGCGGAUCUAUGUGGUGGGUGGGUUGGAUGGCAAGGUGGUCCUGGACACCUAUGAAGCCUACGACAUCGCGGAGAAGAAGUGGUUGCCGCCCCAACGCCUAGGUCCGGACGAGUCUUUGUUGCAGCCGGUUCCGCCGGAGCCAGAGGAUUUUUAGGGCCCGAAUUGGGCCAUGGCCCGCGGACGUGGUGGGGAUCAUCAUCAAAUCAG